CCGGAAGAAGUGGGCUACGGAGGUCCCGUGGCUGUCUUGUCACUGGUCUUUUGUCUUUCGUCCUCCGUACAGACUUGUCAGCGCACUUCAUUCCAGUAGACCCUAAACAUGCCUUUCAUCGAGUUACAGAGUAAUUUACCGGCCAGCUCCUUUUCUGAAGACUUUCUGAAGAUGCUGUGCUCCUGCGCCGCAACUGCUCUGGGAAAGCCAGUGGAAAGGAUGAAUGUGGUGGUGAAGCCCGGGUUGCCGAUGCUGAUUGCUGGCUCCUGCUCUCCGUGUGUGAUGCUGUCAGUGUCUGCUAUCGGCGUGACGGACACUGCUGACAAGAACAAGGAGCACAGUGCCAAGAUCUUUGAGUUUCUGACCGGAGAACUUGGUCUGGCUGAAGAAAGAAUUGUGAUUGUGUUCCACGCGCUGCAGCCUCACCAGGUCGGGAAGAAAGGAACCGUCAUGAGCUUCUUGUGAAAGACGUUGUUACGCUAAAUCAUUGCUAAAUCCCGAAAGAAGAAGAAGACACUAGAUCAGUAUGAAUCACACAUUGAAGUAAAGAUGAAUUCAUUUUGAGGUCGGGUACUGUAUGUUCCAUAUCCAGGUGCACUGCCUGGCCAAUAUGUUACACAUUUGCCGUUCCUAAAGCUGUAAAACAUAAUGUUAAUAACUUCUAUUUUUAUUGAUUAAAAGACUUGUUGCUUUUGUAACCUUCACUUGUAUUACAUAUUAUUAAAGAAGACAAACGAGA
Messenger RNA from Perca flavescens (yellow perch), 739 nucleotides. RefSeq names its product D-dopachrome tautomerase (gene ddt). The record is from RefSeq and is a predicted model, not a curated record. The coding region runs from base 109 to 465 and encodes 118 amino acids. NCBI's taxonomy places the organism in Eukaryota, Metazoa, Chordata, Actinopteri, Perciformes, Percidae. The transcript has 3 exons. Gene Ontology annotation, molecular function: phenylpyruvate tautomerase activity.